AUGUAUACUGGCUAUGCCGUCUUGCUCAUUAGCCGGGUUCCUAGAUGCGAUGAGCAAAAGGAGCUCAGCAAACGCUUUGAGAGAUUUGAUCUCCAAGAGCUCAUUCGAACCGCUCUCGAUGUUAGCGAUGGCUCCAGAUAUUGCACUCGAGUGCUAAAGUGCUUGGAGGGCUUACACAACAAAGCUUUCAUAUUUACGAUGGAUCAUGGCGUCGAGGUUUUUGCAAAGCUCCCAAAUCCUAGCGCAGGCCCUGCCCGAUACACUACAGCCUCGGAGGUUGCUACAUAUGAUAUGCUUCGUGAGGUGUUCAAAGUUCCUGUAUCUCGGAUUUUCGCGUGGCCAGCAGAUGCGACGAAUAACCCUGUGGGUGCAGAGUAUAUCAUUCAAGAGAAGGUGCAUGGUGUACGGCUGGGUUCUCUUUGGAAUCAAUGGCGACGAAAAGCGAAACUCGACUUAAUCAAGCAGGUCGUUGAUAUGGAGAUUAAGCUGACUACUAUGGCCUUCCCCUGGCAUAGUUGUAUUUACUAUAAGAAUGACCUUCUUUCGUUGACUGGGGAUGCGAAAGCGCUCACCGUGGAUUCUGUCGCACCGGAAGCUCUUGAACACUUUGCUAUAGGGCCACUCACCUCAGCCGAGCUAUGGACUGGGGUUAGAAAGGACAUGAGGCUGGACCGUGGCCCCUGUGGGUAG
This is a messenger RNA of Aspergillus oryzae RIB40, 690 nucleotides long. RefSeq lists its product as uncharacterized. Lineage: Eukaryota; Fungi; Ascomycota; Eurotiomycetes; Eurotiales; Aspergillaceae. The record is from RefSeq and is a predicted model, not a curated record. Gene Ontology annotation, cellular component: mitochondrion. The transcript has 3 exons. The coding region runs from base 1 to 690 and encodes 229 amino acids.